AUGGACAAUGCACCCUUUCAAGUAGUGUAUCUUCUUCCUGAACGCACCACCGCGCCACAAACGUCCGCUCCGCCCCGCGUCGGCGUGCUCGACGAUGCGAGCCAGAAUCUCAAGUCGAGCGUGCGCAAGCAGCCCCAGCGCAGGCGCCGAUCACACCUACUCAGGAUGCCUCUGGAGAUCACCAGCAUGAAUGCAUCGAUCCCAACCGUCUCACUGACAUCUCCGCAGAUUCUCGCUUGCCUUCCUCCUCAAGAUUUGCUCAGCAUGUCCAGGCUGUCUCGCGCGUUUCGCGGCGUCCUCCUCUAUCGCCCCACGGCACUCCCUCUGUGGCGCAGCGCGCUGCACAUCAAGCCGGGCUCCUCUCGUAUCCCGACGAGCAUGAACGAGGUCCAACUCGCGCACCUCGUGUUCGGCUCCGAUUGCCAGUUCUGCGGCAGCAGGCGCCACGUUGUGGCCUGCUACGCUGCUCACGUGCGCUUAUGCGGCAAGUGCGUCAGGAACCGCUUCAUGCCCUCCAGAAACCUGCCGACAUCUCUGAAGUGGAUACUACCCAGCCUCUCUGGGAGGUCCGGUAUCCUCCCGUAUGUAGAGGAUGCCGUGUCAGGAGAGACGCUGUUCUGCAAGCCGACGGUAGAUGAGUACGCGCAGAAGCUGGAUGCCAUCGCGCAGACCAACAUCGCGCCACCGGCUGAUUGGGUCAGAACAAAGAGGCGCAAGUUUCUUUCUGACCUCGAGUUUCAAAAUCAGCGCAAGAGACAACAGUACAGGAAGGCAGAGAUCCUCAGACGCAUGGAGGAAGAGGGUUGGCAAGAGGAAGUGUCCAAAAACCCUAACGUCCUGUCCGGCGCUUCCUUCUUGCGCAACAAGGCCGUGAGGACCAUGAAGCCUCUCUCUGAGAAACGUACGCUGCGCGGGAUCGCUGUCGCGCAUAUGACAAACGCCAAAACUGCCCGCCUCGAGCGAGAGCGAGUCGCCGUCAUCGAGGCGCUCAACGAAAGCCUCACUAGCGUCCACGCCGACUUCCGCCGCGCGCAGCCCUUCCGCGCGCUGGUGCCCACCGCCGGGGACAUGGCCAAGGCACCCGUCGUCAGGCGCCUAUGCUAUACGGCCGCACUCGCGUCGGUCUCCCCCACGUUCGCCGACCGCUGGCGCGCGCACUGCGAGGACCUCCUCCUGGACAUCAUGCGCGCGCAGGGCGAACUCGCCCCGGUGCGCGCGGCGCUCGGCCUCGCGACGACCGUCUUCGCGCUCUGCGGCACCGACACGCUGCUCACAUACCCGCACAUUCUCUGCGAGCCCGCGCUGGACAUGCAGCUGGGCCUGCGCCGAGCGGACGUGGUGCGCCGGAUGGUCGCGCUCGCCGGGCGGGACCCGCACGCGACAGGCGCGGUCGCGAUGGACGCGCUCGACCCGUGCGCCGGGCGGCGGCGCGCGUACACGUGGCGCGGCAUGCUGAAGCUCGGCGCGCGCUGGUGGGGGCGGCCCUUUGCGGUGCUCGGGCCCUGGGAGACGGGGGCGGCGCGCGGGCGGGCGGGCGUUGCGUUGUUCAGCGGCGGCGAUGCGCUCUGCGCGCGGUGCGGGGCGCGAUUUUCCGCGUCUGCGGCGUUGCGCGCGCACCUGUACCAAGCGCACAGUGUCUUGAGGCCGACCAGCGCGGACGUCGUUCUCGAUUAUGGCCUGUCCGACGAUGGGCGUCCUGCUCACGCUCCUCGUCGAUAGCUUGUGAAGCUCCUCGUCGCCAGCCUGGGAAGGCGUUGCGGGGCGUACACGUGCGCUCGAAGGCCGUGAGCUUUUAUCAUCGGCGAGAGCAGGUGCACCAGACGACGGCACCGAGGACGAACGGCGGGCGCAUAGGUGGCGCGGCGCGCGACUCUUGGACACCUGCAAGCGCCCGAUCCUGGAUAGCUGACUC
Molecule: messenger RNA, 1912 nt
Organism: Schizophyllum commune H4-8
Lineage: Eukaryota; Fungi; Basidiomycota; Agaricomycetes; Agaricales; Schizophyllaceae
Exons: 15
Coding region: 1-1719 (572 amino acids)
Source: RefSeq, a predicted model, not a curated record